Phyllotreta striolata is the source of this 849-nucleotide messenger RNA. The record is from the annotation of a GenBank genome assembly. Lineage: Eukaryota; Metazoa; Arthropoda; Insecta; Coleoptera; Chrysomelidae.
AUGACUGAGGACACCGCCAGGCCUCCCAAACAAUACGAUUAUCUGCUCAAGUUUCUCUUAGUAGGCGACAGCGAUGUGGGAAAGCAAGAAAUCCUGUCCGAUCUGGACGAUGGAUCGUCGGAGAGUCCGUUCUGCGGACACAGCGGUAAGUCUUAUAAGACGACCACGAUUCUCUUGGACGGGAAAAGGGUGAGACUGCAGCUAUGGGACACGUCCGGCCAGGGGCGGUUUUGUACAAUAAUUCGCAGCUAUUCUCGAGGAGCGCAGGGCGUCCUUCUCGUGUACGACAUAACGAACCGAUGGUCGUUCGACGGGCUCGACCGUUGGUUGAAGGAGGUGGACGAGCACGCGCCCGGCGUUCCCAAAGUACUCGUCGGCAAUCGCCUCCAUCUGGCGUUCAAUCGCAAGGUGCUCCAACGCGACGCCGACGCCUACGCCAGCAAGCACGGCAUGGCCUUCUUCGAGGUGUCGCCUUUGUGCAAUUUCAACAUACACGAGAGCUUCUGCGAGCUGUCGCGGAUGGCCCUGCAUCGCAACGGAUUGGAAAGACUCUGGAGAUCCAACAAAGUACUGAGCCUGCAGGAGUUGUGCUGCAGAGCCAUAGUGGCCAGGACGAGCGUGUACUCAAUCGAGCAGCUACCGUUGCCGGUCGUGGUGAAGUCCCAUUUGAAGUCGUACGCUUUGACGUCGUCGUCGACGCAAUGGCGCUACGCCAACGGGACGGCGCGCAAGAAGAACGGCGGCGGUUCGAAUAGGAAGAAGCGCUUCACCAGCACGCCGACGACGCCGGGUUCGAUGGUCGACGAUCGGACGAGUUGCGUGCCGAGGAAUUCGUGCGCGAUUUCGUAG